AGUGUCUCACUAGAACACAAAAUGCUUUUCACUGCAAGAAUAUAAUAGACUCAUUUUGCCUGGCUGAGCUGAUAGAGCCUUAUCUACAGUUCUCAGCACUGCUAUAUACGGACUCCCACUAUUGGCAGCUGCCUCACUGCUGUGUUUCCAACGCCCUGUAUCAAGCUAGACAGUCUGACAAGUUUCUCUUGCACCUUGCUUUACUAGGAUGGAAGGUACAUAUGCUUGAGGAACUUCAACAGGCCAAACACAGAAACUGAGUUGCUACUAGACAGAUAUCCUACAGAUCCUCAGUUGAAAAAUGACCCAUCUUCAGGACCAGUUCAUUCUGCCUUCCAACUCUAACCAGGAAAUAGCAGAGCAAUGUAUCAAAGAGACAGGUCUGGAAAAUGCCUUCUUUGCAGCCUACUACCUCUUAGAUUUCAUACUAGCUUUCCUGGGAAAUACACUGGCCUUAUGGAUUUUCAUCUAUGAUCAUAAAUCAGGCACCCCUGCCAAUAUCUUUCUUAUGCACCUUGCAGUGGCUGAUCUCUCAUAUGUUCUGACUCUGCCCCUCAGGUUAGUUUAUCACCUGACAGCAGGACAUUGGCCCUUUGGUGAACUGGCUUGUCGUUUUACUGGUUUCCUGUUCUAUCUCAACAUGUAUGCUAGUAUUUAUUUCAUGGCUUACAUCAGUGUUGACAGAUUCUUUGCCAUUGUUUAUCCAGUGAAAUCCAUCACAGUCCGAAAACCACUCCAUGCUCAUUUAGCUAGCAUCACUCUUUGGGUCCUCGUUGGAGUAGCUAUGGCCCCACUGCUUGCCACAGCACAAACUAUUCAAGUGAACAAUGUCACCAUCUGCCUUCAGCUGUACCGUGAAAAAGCCUCCCGGAGAGCCCUGGCAUCAUUGGCCAUCGCUUUUACCAUUCCUUUUAUUGUCAUCUUGUUUUCCUACCUGAUGAUUGUUCAAAGUCUCAAAAGAGGGAAUCGCAUUGAAAAACAUCUCAAAGACAAGGCUAUUCAGAUGAUUUCAUUGGUGCUUGCUAUUUUUCUGGUCUGCUUUGUGCCAUAUCAUGUAAAUCGCUUUGUCUAUAUUCUCCUUUAUGAUGGUGCUUCAUGUGAUAUGCAACGGAUCCUGGCACUUAGCAAUCGCAUCACUUCCUGUCUUACUAGUCUUAAUGGUGCACUUGACCCGGUACUUUAUUUCUUUGUGGCAGAAAAAUUCCGUGAGACAUUCCGGCGCCUGAUUUGUGGCAACAGACCUCAGACAUUAUCACAGAACAAUGAAGCAAAAACCAAUGAGAGUUCACUCAGUGCCAAAUCGGAACUAUAGCAUCUAAGGAGGUUCUGUUCUGCUUUGUCUGCAAUGGUACAAUCAUGAUAUCCUGGGCAAAAAAUAAAUGGAGAGCACAAAUACAAAAACCCAAGUCAACCACAGAGAGUACGAGUGAGUUGAAACCUAGUCCUGAGAGAGAUCUUGACUACACACAAUCAACAGAGAAGCCAGAACACAGAACAAGAACAUAAAAGAAAAUAAUAUGCUAACUAGUCUUUGAACAGAAUCUCAUAUUCUAUGUCCAUAACAAACCUGUCCAGUGAUCAGAACUAGGCCUGCACUACACCAUUUAAAAAACAAAUUCAGCCAUAACCUUGUCAAUUCUAGACGGCAGGCACUUAAAAUAUGGUCUGCAGCAAAUGGCAGCAUCAAGAAAACAUCAAAACAAGUGGUGUACUAAGACAAAAUUGGGCAAAUUAGAAUAAGACUUGGAAUUGCCCUAGAAGAAAGUCAGGCCAACCUUACACCUAGCUUGCUCCAACUCAAAAACUAUGUCCGUCAGAGGCGUGGUAGAAACUGAAACAUUGAUUGGUUCAGAACAAGUAAAAUAUAGGUUUUGUUAGAUUUUUUUCUCCUCUAGUGAAGCAUUAAAGUUUUAAUAAAAGUAAAUUGUAUGUAUAUCACUACAAAGGAAGCUAAAGUUACAGAAAGUUCACUGUAGUUACAUGAAAUACAUUCCAUCUAACAGGGUAUAUGCACUAAAACAGGUAUGACAGUGAAGUUUAGUAAGCUUUACCCCCUCAUUAUUACAGAAAAGGGGUGCUGCUUUCAGUCCAAAACAAGAAAGUCUUCCACUAUUCACAAGAGACUUUUCAGUGCCACAGAGGCAUCUUCAGGGUCGUAAGAGCAGCAACAUUUUCCUGCUUUUUUCUUAAUGUCAGGUUUUCUGUAAUGAGGCUGAGAGUCUCAACAUAAAGACAUCAGAAAUCAGUGAAUAACAGUUUUAAGUCAGAUCAGUAGGGCACUAGCAGAGUUAUUAACUGGAUAUAUUUUUUUAAAAAUGCAUAAAAUAUUCACUGUACAGUUUGCACAGUGAGCAUCUCAGGGAGAUCUGUAAAGUAUGGGGAUAGGCAUAAAAAUGUUAAAAUGGUACCAUUUCAUUCAAGGUCCUUACCCAGAGAUUCUUACUUAGAUAGUCUUUAAACAAGAACUCCUUACUCAAAGAGUCCUUGCUCACAGAUAUGACAGAAAUUCAUGUUCUGUGCCAGUACCAAACUCAUUUGCUUUAUUCCAGCCAGUAGAAAAGUCCUCUCAUCUUUGAAAUUUGUGUAUUAAAAAUAGAGCAAAGCAUAUGGAGACAGUAAAAAAAUGCUAGCUUGAGACUGAUACUAGACUUGUUCAAUGUUUGUGAACAAAGCUAUUAUGUGCAAUAAUAAAAUGUGGAUGGUGGAAUAACAACCAACUUUCCAUCACAACCCAUUUUUACACAACUUCUGAAAACAAUAAUUGCAGUAUAUGGAUGUAAAUGAGGCACACUCAAAAAAUAUGGUCAUACAAUCUCCCAUGGAAAGGUUAGUCCAUAAGUAACACUCCUGCUUCACAAAUAAGCAUGGAUUGCCCAAACUGUGGGCUCCACCCAUCACUUUAAAGGACCUAUAAAUUCCCAAACUGACCUCCGACUCUGUUUGCCAUGCAUCUCUGAAUAACUCAGUUUCUGUUAAAAAAAAAUAGUCAUGAGUCUUCUUACUCUGAUAAUUCAGCUUUGAGCUGUUAACAUGCAUAUUCUGUAGUCCUGCACGAGUCUAUUUUCUUACCAUGUAAAUCUGAGCAAGUCACAUAGCCUUUCAGUACUCUUUGGUCACUAUUGAAAGGAGGCUCCUAUGUCGAGUGGGUUCACAUUCUUAAUAAAUAAAAAAUCUCUGUAAGCAGCACCCUCUGUCUAUAGACCACUAAUUUAUCCACAGUCUUUCUGUUCCAUAAAUCUCCAACAUACUGCGGAGAUAUUAUAAGCUUAUCAAGUGAUGAUGGUUAUACCACACUGGGAUGCACAUGAUAGCAAAAGGCACAGGUUCAACUGCAAGGGGAUCUACUCUCAGAGCAAUGGAUAGCCACCCAAUCUGACAGUCAGACAGUGAUAUUAUAUCCUGUGUUCUCCUGUUAUAAACCAGAUGUUAUUCUGCAUGGUCUAGGGACCUUUUGGAUUAUGAAUGAAGUAGCAUCUGAGAACAGAAAUGUACCCUAUGGUUGGGAGCAUGACUCAUUCUCAGUAUAUUGAGAAUUCUGCAGAAGGUGUGUGGCAUCAUAUAGAUUUUGUUCCCAAUACUGCAAAUAUGGGUAGAGAAAGUACAAGAUGGGUCCAGCCAAACAUAUUUAUUCUUGUAAGGCUCUUCAUUUUCAAAAUGGCUGCCAUCUGGGCCAGAGAUACUCCAGUUUCCUUUGUGCACACGGAGCCUCUUUUGGGCAUUAGAAAGCAAUAUUUGUUUUUUCCCAGAUUAACAACUAGUCUAGACUGUUCAAGUUUCUGGCAGACUGCAGCUAGCAUGCUGUUGAGAGGGAUGACAAUCAAAGGAGAAGGAUUUCCAGAUGCUCAGCUCACCAUAUUGACAAGCCAAAGUACACAAUCAGGAGGGACUCCAGAUUUCAUUAACUGUAGCCAAAACUGGCCCUGUUCAAUUGCGACAUAAAAGUGUCAGUGUUAAAGGCACUCUGGAAACAUUCCGGUUACUGGGGCUCAGGCCAUGGAUUGUCAACUCUUUCACCAAUAGUGUGUGGACUACCUUGGAAAGGUCUGUUACAAGCAAUCACAAUGAGAUAAGCAGCUUCCAAGACUGUUUGUAAGGAUUAGUAUGGUUGUUGCUCUUUUCUAAUGUAAAUUGCUGGCUACAGUGCAUGCCACAGGCCUCUAUGCGUUUCCCUAGUUGUAUGCCUACUUCUCCUAGUAUUUUGUCUAAGGGAAAAAGCAAGGCAAUUGACGUGAAGGAUUUUGUUUGGUUGAGUGAAUCAGAGCUAUGUUUUGGAAUGGGUAUAAGGUCUGAAAUUCUCAUCAGCUCUAGAAUGGCGCCAUAAAAUAUAGAGGAUUUGAUGAUAUGCCUUAUUGGGAUAACAAUAAAGGUGUUACAUUCACAAAGAAAUUUGGGGUACAGGCCAUGAGAUCUUGUAAGCUUAUACCUGUUAAUACUACACAGUCAUGAAUUACUUCAGAAAAUCAUACAUCACAGAAGUGGAAAUUGGUACUGAAUUUGAAAACACUCUUCUGUAACUAUGACAGCCCGACUAGCAAGUUGCCAAGUGUCACUGAAAUGAGCUGUAAAGUAUUUUGUAAAUAAGUUAUCUUGCUGUUUUAGUUCAUUAACUGAUAUAUCACUAACAUUAGAACAGCAGCUUGAAGUGUGUGGACCUUCCUGCCAGAUAAUUUACCUCCUUCCAGAAUCCCCUAGGGCUACUGAGCAAGGACUCUUGACCCUGCUUUCAGAAGUCUGUUUUUGUUUUAUUAUUACUAUUAUUAUUAUUAUUGUUAUUAUUAUUAUUACUACACUGUGUUCUUUGUCAGCAGAAAUGGUCCUAGUCAUAUUGCUACAAAGUCCCUUUAUACCAUAUCCAGGCUUCUUUGGCAUGAAGCAAAGGCUUGUUUAAGUUCACUAGUAAUACAUGGGGCUUAUUUCUAGGAGGACAAAGCCUGUCCUGUAAUGGCAGUCUGAUGUUAAUGCAGUACUGAAGCCCAAUGGGAUGUGACACAUGUCCAGUCUGUAGUCACCAAUUCAUAUCACAGCUGUGACUCAGUCUUGGUUAAGGGAUCUGUAAAAAGCUACUUUACUUUGUUAAUGCUGACUGUUUAAUCAGUACAGAUUCUGUAAUUAUGCAUUAAUUGCAUGUAACCUCAGUAAAGCAAACAUAUAAUAAGUCACACUGAAUGCAACAACUAUGUAAUAGUAUAUCUGAAAUAAGAGAAAACAGAGCACUAAUUGCAACUGAUUUAAGGAUAACCUUGCAAUAUGAGAGCAUAACUAACUAUCUGUUGUGGUAUUUUAUGAUAAUUUCUGACAUGUCUGUCUCCAGAAAAGAAAUAGUCACCUAAUAUUUUUUUACAUAAGAAAGAAAGCUGCAACUGUAUUGAGGGGUCUUAAGACAUUGUCAAAUGUUGAUAUAAUGAUUACUUGCUUAUUCGCUACAAGAGUUUACACUGCAGUUUAUAAAUACAGACUACCAGCAAUCUUCUGUUUAUGCACAUUUUAGUAAGCAUGCAAUUAAGAUCUAAAUUCUUUAGCAAGUGAAAAUAUUCCUUAACAAAACUGACCCACUUUGGCAAUACAAGGAAAUACUCCAUGAAUGGCUAAUGAAAAAAGUUACCUUUACAGUAAAGUUGAAGCACUAGAGAAAGAUGGCAAACAGAAAAUAGUAAAUGGAUUUUAAUUUUGCACCGUUUUAUAUGUGCAUGUUUUAUGCCUAAUAAAAUGUGUUAUUAGCUUAAGAAAUGCUAUAGUGAACACAGUAACUUCAAUGAAGGCAAUAAUGUUAAUGAUAAAUGUUCUUGUCACAUUAUUGUAUCAGUGAACAACAGUGUACACAUCUGUAGAUAAAUAACUAUUUCUGGGGUGGGGGGGGUGAAACCUCUGGUAAAUCCUUGAAAGCAGUAACUUUUUUUGUAAAAGUGAGUUAAAAUACAUUUUAUGUAAAAACAUGUAUUCAAAUUAUUUUUUAGGUUUUCUAGAUGUGAUAAAGUGCACACUGGUAUCAAACUCAUGCACAACUGCCAAACAGUAAAAUAUCUAACACCAGGGAA
Protopterus annectens (West African lungfish) is the source of this 6035-nucleotide messenger RNA. RefSeq names its product G protein-coupled receptor 17 (gene GPR17). Gene Ontology annotation, molecular function: G protein-coupled receptor activity. NCBI's taxonomy places the organism in Eukaryota, Metazoa, Chordata, Ceratodontiformes, Protopteridae. The record is from RefSeq and is a predicted model, not a curated record. Gene Ontology annotation, cellular component: membrane. The transcript has 2 exons. Gene Ontology annotation, biological process: positive regulation of Rho protein signal transduction; phospholipase C-activating G protein-coupled receptor signaling pathway. The coding region runs from base 302 to 1312 and encodes 336 amino acids.